Molecule: messenger RNA, 2871 nt
Organism: Cyclocybe aegerita
Lineage: Eukaryota; Fungi; Basidiomycota; Agaricomycetes; Agaricales; Hemipholiotaceae
Source: the annotation of a GenBank genome assembly
AUGCCCCGCGCCAUUGAGCCACCCUCAUCGAUCGACGUCCACGGUUUCCGUGACUUCGUCCCAGACGAGGACGCUGCCAACUUCAAUUCGGCACUUUGGGAGACGAUCGACCAGGACGCCUUCAUCCGUGCGCAGCAGGAGGCUAUCGAGGCCUUCAACAUCGCCAAGGCCCUCAAAGUUUCUCAGAAGACGGCCGCGCAGGAGCAGCAGAUGCGGAACGCCGCCGCGACUGAUACGCCCGUCGCAGUGGCGUCAUUGUCUACCUCCGCCUCAACUUCUGCGGCAACGACGAAGCCCGUGACGACCUCCACGACAGCCUCAAUGACGACAAGGACGAGUCCGGCAGCACCCGCACAUCAGAUAUGGCUCCCAGAAAGCAUGAACGCCACUGGUACAGCCCAGGCGGCGUCAUCGUCCGCGAGCGGGAACACCCGGGCCGCUCAAUCCCAACCGUUAUCGAUCAAAAAAGACGCGACCUCCUCCGAUGAGGCCGCUGCAAGGUCCCUCGCGCGCUCUUGGCAGGUAGAGGCCAUUCAGCCCGCCCUGCUCCUCGAAGCCAGAGCCGCGACGGCAUCUACGAAACCAUCCACGUCCACAGCAUCCUCUUCACCUCCAGCAUCCACUUCCACCUCCGCAUCCAUGUCGAAUUCUGUACUACAAGACAAAAGAGCGCCAGCGUCGGCCUCAAAAUCGCCUUCUCAGAAUGCCAACCUAUCAUUAUCAACUUCUUCGGCUUCAGCAUCUGCAUCAGCUUCCACUUCAUCUCACGCUCAAGGCGCAUCGGAAUCAUCAUACCAUUCACGCACUUCCUCUUCGCAUUCUCAGUCGCACGUUAAUUCUACUUCAGCAUCGCAAGCACAUCGCAGCGCCCUCUCGAAGAGGGAUCCCAGCACGGAGGCGCGUGGGCCUACAGCGGCGACCACUGCUGCCCCGUCUGCUAGCUCUUCGGCUCGGGCCCAGUCUUCUACUUCCACACCUCCAGAUGCCUCAAAGAACGCCUCCCAGCAAAGGCGUCGAGGAGAGCGCAAGAUGUCGUUCUCCGUCUCCAGUUCCGCUUCUUCUGCAGCUACCCAAACCCAAGGACCACCGACCGCGCAAACAUCCCAUUUUUCUACUUCGCAACACGCAUAUACCUCUGUUUCUCCAUCAGCCUCUGUUACUCCGUCUGUUUCUACUUCUACUUCUACAGCUACGACCACGAAUACCUACCAACAACCUAAUACGUCUGCGAGUUACGGGCAGGGCCAUAAGGGCUCCAGCUCGGGCAGCAGCUCUUCAGCAAACGCGCAGGUGGCACCGUCUGCAGCAAUCCAACCGACCUCAGCCUCGACGGCACCGGCGGUAGCGAGACCGCCACGCAAGAUGUCCUCCGCUGCGCGAGACGGCGGCAGGCCCGCUCUGGUCGGUAAAGAAAAGGAGAAGGAAGUCCCGGCUUCAACUUCUACCCCAUCGUCAGCGUUGACUUCGGUUUCAGCGUCGGCUUCUGCCUCUCAGCAACGUCCUCGUCGACGAUCGGCACCUGAGACGGGUCAGGAGGCCGAGCAGCAGCAACAGGGAUCUAGGAAGGAGAGGAAGGAGAAGGAGAAGGAAGCGAAGAGGGAGGAGCAUCCGUUCGAUGUCUUCACGGCGACGCGUCCGUGUGCGAAGUGUGGGAUGGACGUCGAGUCGCCAAAGGGUGCUAUUACUGCUACACCCGACCCGUUUUCUCUCCCUUUCGCCGACCGCCUGCAUCUGACAUGCACAGGAUGCGGUACCGUACAUUGUCGAGGGUGCUUCAAGGUCGUUCAGUGCAGCUCUUCUGGCUCUGGCUUCUCGACCGCCUCUGGCGCUGCACGUGCCCACUCCCACUCUCAGUCCGCAUCGAAUGCUCUGGCGUUAACGGUGAUUAGCAAGACGAACUCAUCAACGACCUCCAGCAAGACUUCAUCCUCGGCGAAGACGCAAAAAGUACAGCAACCAUGUUCCGGCGGGCCGGGGUGUGCUGUUCGUACAUGCUGCCUGGGCAUCCGUACCGUCGCGAUCUUCGAGGCUCUGGCGAGCUUUGACGAAAUUUUCGCGCUUGAGGCGGGUUUCAUUCAUACUCAGGGCAAGAGCGGCAAGGACAAGAGCAAGAACAACGAGAGCACCAAAGCAGCUCGACAGGCGUACGUCAAGCUCCUGAUCUCCAAGGCCGACAAGAGCAUGAGGCGUUUUGAGGACGCCUUCGUACGGACGCUCAAGAUCUUGUGCAGCUGGCUGCGCCCGCCCAUUCCAGCGCAGGCUUACCCCUCCUCAUGGCCAUCGACGACGUCCUCUACACCUUUCCACCCCGCCACCUCUUCCUCGUCAUCAUCUUCGUCCACCUUCCUCGACCUCCUCCCUCCGAACGUUGCACACCUCUUCCACGCGUCCUACCUUCCCGAGGUCCUCCACGCCUUCCUUUCCAACAUGAAUGUGCGCGACUGGAUCGCCCACGCCGAGACGUACUUCUCCGUGAUCGAGGUCGUGCGCCGUCUCUCAGACGCCGGGCUCGCGCCGACCCUCCUCGCCCUGCCGAUGAGGCGCGUCGAGCGCGGGGCGGGUCUCGGUGGGUGGGUCUGGGGUGUGCGUGGCAUCGAGUGGGAGGUGCUGGAGGAUGAACGGGAGAGGGAGAGGGCGGAUGAGGCGAGGGGUCCGCCGUAUCUGAGUGCCCAGGAGAGAGCAGAGAAGGCAGCGGAGAGGGCACAGGAGAGGGCCCCGCUGAGCGAGCUGGUAAAGCAGCUGGAGCGACACCGUAGUCCGCUGAUGGCGCUUGCGGAGAAGGUCCAGUUCGCGGGGACGGUGGAGAAGGUGAACUUGCUGUGUGACGGGAUCUCGUAUCUGUUGUUGCAGCAGGUCGUUGGGGGGUUGUGA